Messenger RNA from Orbicella faveolata, 1391 nucleotides. Its product is annotated as MAM and LDL-receptor class A domain-containing protein 2-like. Gene Ontology annotation, biological process: protein phosphorylation; G protein-coupled receptor signaling pathway. Gene Ontology annotation, cellular component: membrane. Lineage: Eukaryota; Metazoa; Cnidaria; Anthozoa; Scleractinia; Merulinidae. The record is from RefSeq and is a predicted model, not a curated record. Gene Ontology annotation, molecular function: protein kinase activity; ATP binding; G protein-coupled receptor activity.
AUGGGGGCUUUUUCUUUGCGGCUGGACCUCGCCAUAGAGGUUAUCUUUGAGGGACAAGGCUUUGUUGAUAAGAAGAUCAACGUAGCGAUUGAUGACGUCAUCAUUACAACCGAGAAUUGCCCCUUGAGACCUUACUUUGCUGAGCCAGGUUUCAAGUGCAGCGACGACAAGUUUACAUGCAAUAAUGGCGAAUGUGUCAAGAAGAAUCUGUUAUGUGAUAGCGACUUUGCGUGUAAAGAUGGUUCAGAUGAGGACAACUGUGAAUGCCCUUCCAGCAUGUUCAACUGUAAAGAGGGAGGAUGCCUCCUGGCAACAUCCGUGUGCGAUGGAACAAAUGACUGUUCCAAUGAAGACGACGAAAAAAAUUGCCGGAAUCGGUGCAGCUCUAGAUAUCAGUGUGUUGAUGGGUCUUGCAUUUCGUGGUCAAAAACAUGUACUCAGACAGCUUUCUGCAGGGACGGAACUAAUACGCCUUCUGUAUGUGGCUCUGGCAAAUGCCAUCUAGAUGAUUUAGCAUGUACCUCUAAAAAUACAAGCGUGCAAAAAAGAUGUAGAUCUUUCAGAGGUCAUUGUAAUUUCGAAAGUGGACUUUGUGGACUGAAAGCUGAUAAGAAUGCCACGUUCCACUGGACUGUGGGCUCAGGCCAGACGCCAACGGAAAGUACUGGACCGAGUUACGAUCACACGUCGCUUAAUAAGGAUGGCUCUUACAUUUUCAUUGAAGCUUCUAAAAGAAACCCAGGAGAAAAGGCGAGGUUGUUAAGUGGCUGGAUAGAAGCCAAUGAAACAGUUUGUGUUCAGUUUUGGUAUCACAUGCACGGCUCAGAUAUCGGAAAUCUAAACAUUUAUGUCAAAACUAACCAAUCAGAAACUCCCGUCUGGAGGCUGUCAGGAGAUCAAGGAAACCGCUGGAGAUUUGGACAGACUGCCCUGAAUAGUCCAAGUUUAUAUAAAUUUGUACUAGAAGGAACAGUUGGUGAUGGAAGUAAAGGUGAUGUUGCAGUUGAUGAUUUGACGAUAUUGGACGGAAUUUGUGAAACGAUUAUAAAACAAAGUAAGCAAGAACGUUGGUAUUGGGUUUACGAGGCUUUCGAAGGCUUCCUGCCAUUGCAAGGCAACUUGUUACGUGCUGUGCAACUGAGCGUUGAUUCAGUAAAAUCUUCCUAAAUCAGAGAGCAUUCCCUGCCAUGAUCCUCGAAACAAUAACAACAACAACCUGAAAGCUCGAUCUACCAAGCCUGAAAUCCAUGAUUGAUAAAAUGAGGACUUACACAGCUUUUAGAGUGGUGCAGUUAUGUUUAUAAACAACAGGGUCUUAAAGGCAGAGGAUACCCUAAAAACAGAGGGUUUUUGGGUGCAUAAGAAUCGUGCUCCCCACUGAUUUAGGAACU